AUGGGCGCGGGCGCAGGUGGGAGUGGCGGAGCGUGGAGAUGCAGUUCGCCGCCCAGUCACAGCAAGGGCGGUCCAUUUUGGACCGAUGCAAUGCAUGCUCGUAGUGCACCUCCAGGAGCUGCUGUUCGGGCCUUUAUUCGGGUCAGCAGGAGCAAGCUCAAGCAACUGCCGCAAUAUAGUUCUCCGUCCGCUGCUGCUCAGCCUCUUGAGCUUGUUCUUAGUCAUGCACUGACUGGCGAGAUGCAGCAGAGGCAGCAGAAGGUGGAGGAGGCAGUAUGCACAGCCUGUGCAGCACAGGUAUAG
Molecule: messenger RNA, 303 nt
Organism: Closterium sp. NIES-65
Lineage: Eukaryota; Viridiplantae; Streptophyta; Zygnematophyceae; Desmidiales; Closteriaceae
Source: the annotation of a GenBank genome assembly